ACAGAUCAUUUUGCUUUGUGUUCCUUUGUAGGUAUGCACCUCGGGGGAGGGGGGUGAGCCUCUGACAGUGGCGGUGAAUAAGUGAAUAAGGAAGUAUUUGGGGAAAUCAUUAACCAAGCUAGCAGUUAAAAGGCAAGGACUGGCAGAGAGUCGAAUCAAAUGACAAGAGCAGUACUGCAAGACGGUGAAAUGAAAUCAGACACUGGGAGAAACUCUUUCAGAGCCUUCAUCAAGGAAAGGAAAAUGGGCUUGAACGACUUCAUUCAGAGGCUGGUAUCGAGCCCGAACAUGUGUCAACAUUCUGACGUUCGAGUAUUUUUGAAAAUCAACAAAAACCAGAAUGAGGAAGCAGAAGACCAAAAUAAUUCUCCACUAUGUCUUGAUUCCCAGAGAAGCUCACUAGCUGAGGAGACCCAAGUUAAGCCAUCUGACUUCGACUACCUUAAAGUAAUUGGAAAAGGCAGCUUUGGGAAGGUUCUGCUGGUCAGGCACAAGGAGAACUCAAAGUACUAUGCGGUGAAGGUCCUGCAGAAGACAAUGAUCCUGAAAAAGAAAGAGCAAAAGCACAUCAUGGCCGAACGAAGCGUCCUGCUCAAGAACCUGAAGCACCCCUUCCUGGUGGGGCUCCACUUCUCCUUCCAGACCACAGACAAGCUGUACUUCGUGCUGGACUACGUGAACGGGGGAGAGCUCUUCUACCACCUGCAGCGGGAGAGAGUGUUCCUGGAGCCCCGGGCACGAUUCUACGCAGCCGAGAUGGCCAGCGCAUUGGGCUACCUGCAUUCCCUGCACAUCAUCUACAGAGAUCUCAAGCCAGAAAACAUCCUGCUGGACUGUCAGGGCCACAUCGUGCUGACCGACUUUGGGCUGUGCAAAGAGGGGGUCGACCCCAACAGCACCACGUCCACGUUCUGUGGGACCCCCGAGUAUCUAGCCCCUGAAGUCCUGCGGAAGCAAGCCUAUGACCGGACAGUGGACUGGUGGUGCUUGGGCUCAGUGCUUUAUGAGAUGAUGUAUGGACUGCCUCCCUUCUACAGCCGGAACACAGCAGAGAUGUACAAUAACAUCCUGCACAAGGAUCUGGUGCUCAAACCCAACGUGUCCAACGCCGGGUGCGAGCUGCUCCAGGGGCUGCUGCAGAAGGACCGCAAACACAGGCUGGGGGCCAGGGACGACUUCCUGGAACUCAAGUCUCACGCCUUCUUUUCCCCGAUAAACUGGGAUGACCUCACAGCAAAGAAAAUCACCCCUCCUUUUAUACCCUCCUUGGCAAGCCCCGUUGAUCUCCAGUACUUUGACACCGAGUUCACCCAGCUGCCCAUCACCAACUCCCUGCAGAACUCGGACAGCGUCCUGGUGACCAGCAGUGUCCGAGAGGCGGCCGGAGCAUUCCCCGGCUUCUCCUACGGGCCUCCCGCUGACGACGCCUUCUUGUAGCGUCGGCGUGAGCCUCGCCAGCCGGCCUCCCUCCCUCUCCACACAAGAGCACUGACGACUGAACCCGACGGGUCGGUCACGAGCAUCCCAAACCAAGAGCUCCUCUCACGACGUGUGCAAGACGAAGGGUGAAACCUGCUGUCAGCGGACAGCAUGGAGGGGCACGCUGCAAACAGAGCAAGAUCCAUCUCGCUGGGAAGUUAGAGAAAUAGGUUAGCAGGCGUUGUUUGUCCUGUAUACCCUUCGGAUACAUGAGUGUGCAGCGUGGUUACUGGGGCUGCCAGCGUAUCGUUUAAAAGCAGACAGACAUUUAACCCCUCUGCGACAUCUUAACUGCUUUUGACCCCUGGAGGACAACUGAUAGGAAUGCCAUCUCCCCCUGUCUUAGGGGUUGAAGGAUAGGGGCAUUAGCUAUUGGAAGUAGUGGGGGUUGUUUGUGUAGAUUUAUAUCUGUGUUAGAGCAAUCAUUUAUAUAUAAAGAUAUAUUUUUAUACAAAUGUACUGUAUCUCCCAUUUUGACUGACCCUAUCUAACCUAAGUAUUUCUGUGUGGUGCACUGAUCCCUUAGUGUCUAGGGGGGUUGUGAGCUAUGAUCCUAGCUCUGUAGUAUAUUACUCCUCCUUUUUUCAUAAGAAUUUAUGUAACCAAUACAUGUUUUAAAGUUAUAUUCUCCACUGCUUGCAUUUCACUGUAGGCUAUGAGACACGCCAAUUGUUUGGGGAAUAUUGUAAACUAAUUGCACAGAAAUGGUAUAUGCUGGCUUGCUUUGCAGAGGCAAGAUAUAUUAUAAUGACAAGGUUGAUAACUAGGCCGGCACUUAUCAUUAAUAGGUGUUGUGACCAGCUUUAUCGAUCAAGGGGUGUGGUUUUAACUUUGGAGGCGGUAACUGACACAGGGAUCAGAUCUGAUGGUCUUCAUCGUUCUCAGUAAAGCACAGUGGAGAAUAUAUCCAUUGAGAAAGGAUCUUAGUUUCAGUUGCAUUGUUUCUAGACGUAAGGUGGGCUUUAGGAUCAGGAAAGGAUAACCUGAGGAGAGCUUGAAAAAAUAUCACUUUUCGGAAAAGGGACGUUGUGGUAUCUGUCCAGCAGGUGGCGACACAGGCCUUUUAAAACACAAAAUACAAUCCAACUAGGCCAUGGCGCUCUGCAAUCCUGAAUGGGAUAUUCCAUUCUGCAUGGGCUUUUACAGCUCAGCAUUAUGGCACUUGGUGGUCUUGACUAAAGAAUCUUGGGACCGAGACAGUGCUAUAAAUAGCAGGGUUCAGUGACCAUACUGUCCUUCCAGGUAUCUUCCACCAGCACUUAACUACAAACGCAGCCCCACUGCCUGAUACUGUAUAACACUGUUUAUUUAUUGGCUUGGAUUUUCAAGCAGAUGGAAUUGACUCCAAUGUGAUUUUACAUGAAGAUUGCUGUGGGGAAUCCAUGCUGAAUUUAUCAGGAUCCCCAACUGCAAGUGUUUUGAGAUGGGUUGAUUGAGUCAUUGUAUUUAUACAGUUAUGCAUCGUGUAAAUAUGAAAGAUUAUAUGUGACAACAAUCUCUUUUGUAAAACAUGCAUGUUAAAAUCUUGUGAUGUGAAAAAGGGUCAAACCUGUUUUUUUUAUUUUCUUGCUGUAUGUUUUUUUGUUUUUCUGCGGUCUGCAUCACCGCUGGUUUUCGUUUUUCCUGCCACUUCCAUGUAUUCCUGUCUUCUAUAAUGAAUGCUGCUUGGCAUCGCAGUCUCUGUCUUUAGUUCAGUGCAGACUAAGGGUCUGAUUCAAUUAACGACCCAAACAGAAAAAUGAUUGACAGAUAUGAGUUUAAUCUUGGCGCAUUAUUCCUCAACAUUGCCAGCAAUGGCAACCCUAUGGAUUGGGAACAAAUAUUACACAGUAAUCUGAUACAGAAGUGAUAAAUCACCUUCUGAAAAACUGCAACCAUAAACCCAGGCAUUCUGGAACAAAAUCCACGUCAGCACUGAAGACAAGAAUAUAACCACUGAGUUACCAAAUAAAACCCCCUUUUAUACUGCCUAUUUGUUUACUCUCUGCCUGUUUACCCAAAUGAUACAUUAUAUUAACUAGGCAGUAAUUAUCAGUCAUUUUUGACUGUAGAUAUAAUCAACGCUUAUUUCAUUUUAUUAACCUAAACUGGCCCUAACCAUACCUUGAAUAUAAUCAAUACUAAUCAAUCACUAAAUCAUAUUAAUUACUGCCUGGUUAAUAAAUACAGAUUGUAACUGCUUUAUUGUAGAAUUGGAAGACAGGGCUAGUAUUUCGCCUCACUAAUUUGUGGCGCUUGAAUUCUGGCAAUUGGUUAAAAUGUAUAAAUAUUUAAGACCUGAGCCUAGCCUUCAGGGUGGGUAAAGUCCAGCAGCAUGGAUGGAAAUGUACUUGUCAUUGAAGCGUGCACACUGUCCCUGCUGAGAGUGUUGCACAGCAAUGCUGUCAUGCUGUGAUCCCUCUUCGGUGCACGCUGACAAGAACAGAUUCACUGUUUUUGACAAAACUGAAACAGCACAGUACAGAUCUCUUAAACUCUCCACAAGAGUAGCAGCGACAUUCGUCAUUUUCCACAGCAAAGCUUCCACUAGAUAUUGCAACACGCGAUAGAGCUCAGGUAUGCUGCCAUUUCUUCCAUAUGUGGAAGUCUUUAACUAGUCAUGUAUAUUUAUUUACAUUUGUUGUAAGCAUAAGGUAUUUUCCUAAAAAAAAAUGCAAUAUCAAAUCAGGAUUAAAAAGUUCUGUAUCAAAUUUAAUAAUAAAUGAUUACGAUGGA
Messenger RNA from Polyodon spathula (Mississippi paddlefish), 4194 nucleotides. RefSeq names its product STKc_SGK domain-containing protein. The record is from RefSeq and is a predicted model, not a curated record. Gene Ontology annotation, molecular function: protein serine/threonine kinase activity; ATP binding; phosphatidylinositol binding. Gene Ontology annotation, biological process: protein phosphorylation. Lineage: Eukaryota; Metazoa; Chordata; Actinopteri; Acipenseriformes; Polyodontidae. The transcript is spliced from 13 exons. Bases 160 to 1437 code for a protein of 425 amino acids.